AUAUUACACCAAGAACCGCUCUGUUCCCAUCAGAAAAGAAACCUACUCCGUGUCUACCUUCUUUUAUUUUGGGUGCAAACCUACUCUCUGUAUCUCAAACACGGAAAAAAAAAAAAGCAAGCAAAAAAAUGGGUAAGGGAGGCAAAGCUGCUGAGCCAGAAAACAUGGGUGCUUGGCUUCUUGGUGUUAACAACAUCAAGAUCCAACCUUUCAAGCUUCCCAGUGUGGGGCCCAAUGAUGUUCGCGUUCGGGUCAAGGCUGUCGGCAUUUGUGGAAGUGAUGUUCACUACUUCAAGACAAUGAAAUGUGCAGAUUUUGAAGUUAAAGAGCCAAUGGUAAUUGGCCAUGAGUGUGCUGGGAUCGUUGAGGAAAUCGGGGGCGAGGUGAAGCAUCUUGCUCUCGGAGAUCGUGUGGCGGUAGAGCCCGGGAUCAGCUGCGCACGGUGCCAGCAGUGCAAAGGUGGAAGGUACAAUCUCUGCCCGGACAUGAAGUUUUUUGCCACCCCACCGGUUCAUGGUUCCUUGGCAAAUCAGAUUGUACAUCCUGCGGAUCUGUGCUUUAAACUCCCGGAGAAUGUGAGUUUGGAGGAAGGGGCAAUGUGUGAGCCCUUGAGUGUAGGGGUUCAUGCUUGCCGGAGAGCCAAUGUCGGUCCGGAAUCAACUGUUCUGAUCAUCGGAGCCGGCCCCAUUGGUCUGGUUUCUGUUCUGGCUGCCCGUGCUUUCGGGUCACCAAGAAUCGUCAUUGUGGAUAUGGAUGACCAGCGUCUAGCGAUGGCGAAGUCUCUUGGUGCUAAUGACACCGUCAAAGUUUCGACAAAAAUGGAAGAUUUGGAUGAUGAAAUUGCCCAGAUUAAGAUAGCCAUGAAGUCCGACGUGGAUGUGAGCUUCGAUUGUGUCGGUUUUAACAAAACCAUGUCAACCGCUCUUGGUGCCACCCGUCCCGGCGGCAAAGUUUGCCUCGUCGGAAUGGGACACGGCACGAUGACAGUCCCACUUACUCCAGCUGCUGCCAGGGAGGUUGAUGUUGUAGGAAUUUUCCGGUAUAAAAACACAUGGCCGCUUUGCCUCGAGUUUUUGAGAAGUGGGAGGAUCGCUGCCGCCGUGAAGCCUGCUCUCUUAUCGCGACGAGUUCUUAUCUCUUGGACAGCUGGUUCUUGGGUCGUGAAUGCGACAAAGUGA
This is a messenger RNA of Malus domestica (apple), 1178 nucleotides long. RefSeq names its product sorbitol dehydrogenase-like. Lineage: Eukaryota; Viridiplantae; Streptophyta; Magnoliopsida; Rosales; Rosaceae. Gene Ontology annotation, molecular function: zinc ion binding; oxidoreductase activity, acting on the CH-OH group of donors, NAD or NADP as acceptor. The record is from RefSeq and is a predicted model, not a curated record.